Molecule: messenger RNA, 609 nt
Organism: Fulvia fulva
Lineage: Eukaryota; Fungi; Ascomycota; Dothideomycetes; Mycosphaerellales; Mycosphaerellaceae
Product: 2-oxoglutarate-dependent dioxygenase tropC
Exons: 4
Coding region: 1-609 (202 amino acids)
Source: RefSeq, a predicted model, not a curated record
AUGAUCGUGAGGUUAACCAUCACCGAAAUUCCAACAAUCAACAUAUCUCCCUACCUCGACCCAACAUCAUCCCCUUCAGCAAAAGCUCAAGUCGUCGCACAAGUCAAGGAAGCCUGCACAGAAUAUGGUUUUCUGCAAGUAAAAGGCCACGGCAUACCUCUAGAACCCCAACGCCAGAUCCUCGAAUGCUGCAAGACUUUCUUCGAUCUGCCCAUUGAGCAGAAGGAAGCUCUCUCGUUGAAGAACAGUCCCUCCCGCCACGGCUACGAACGCAUCAAAGAGCAAGUCUUGGAUAAGACUGCUUUGCCUGACGACAAAGAAGGCUUCUACAUCGGUGCCGAAGAAACUCACGAAAAAGGGUUCCGCCGCGGCCCAAACCAAUGGCCUCCCACCAUCGCAUCCCAAGACUUCCGCGAGCCCGUCACAACCUACUACACCCCCAUGCUACACCUCGCACGAAGUCUUCUCGAAAUACUCGUCCUCGGUCUCGACGGUGACUUUGCGGCGACGAAUCCUUUCGACCCGACUGACAGUGGUGGGGAGACGGUCGAGGAACAUCUACGGCUUGAGGGGAGGUACUGGGCAGAGUUGCACAAUCGAUACGUGUAG